AUGGAGGACCGUCUGGAAGACUUGACGCGUGCCGCCGCGGCGCAAUUUGGGGCAGGGUUCCGCUACGCAAGCGACUUUGGAACCAGUUGGGUGUACCAGCAACUCGAUAUGCAAAGAGGCAAUCGGGUGUCCAAGACUGUGUCGCGAUUAUACAUGUCGACUUGGAACGCAUUGGACCGCAUGUAUCCAGAAAGAGUGGUUGAUUGGCCGCAUUUGCCUGAGCCACGUCCGAUGUUGCACGAGGAGACGCAUUUUCAUGCCCUGGGACGGACAAAGCCAUUGACACAAGAUGUCAUUCUGUCUGCGUAUUCGCCGCAGGCUGUGCGAAUGGCUGCGCAGGGGAAUGAGGAUGAGUUCUUCGCCGCGAUUUUUGCUAACCCGCCUUUGCAAAUGGAUCUGACGUGGACAAGGAAGGAGCGCAAGCGCGGUUUGAAGGGGCCCACGGAGGAGUGGCCCCUUCAGGCGCAACGUCUGGCAAAGGAAGAGCAGCCCUUGUCGCAAAUUUUUCAGCGGCCGUCCACUGCGGAGGUCACGGAGGUCGAGGCGGCAGGAGUCGGCGAAGUGUACCGCUUUGACUACACGGAGCAGGCGGUGAGACAUCAGAUUCAUCCACGGCGACUGCACAAUCGGAUAUCCGGCUUAUGCUGGAACGCCGGCGCGGUGCGCCAGGGAAUCGACAUCUCAGCCUUCCUCGCAGGCACGUGGUCAUACUUAGCCAUGCAGGAGUGCGACCUCAUGGAUUUGCAACGGUUGGAGAGCUUGGAAUACAGUGUCGUCGCUGUCGCAGAAUCAGGAUUGGCAGUUGCAAUGCCCGAGGAUUUUCUGGCUCGGAGCGGGCAGUUGGUUCAGGCAGUGACUGAAGACCUACCGUCGGGGCAGUGGGCCUUGAGGGGGAUCUUCGGCAAGUUCGACCUAAGAGUUCCAGAGGGGUGGCCUUUGCAGCAUCUUGUCGUGGGGUCUGCUCACCUAAAUAACAUGGUGGCACGUGAAAAGAGAGGACGAACCAGAGAUCUGCUGCAGCAGUUAUUUGCCGCGGCAGUGGAGGCUUCUUGCGACAUUUUAGGUCUUGACCUGAAUCAAGGUUUGGGCCAGUUGUCGGAUGAACUGAGGAUAUUCAUUCAGAGGAACAACUUGCAGCCAGUCGCAACAGAACUGUUGGGAAAUUGCGAAGGCGAUUGCUGCGGGUGGCUACAGCUUCCUGGCUCGCAACUCUUAAAUCUGGCCGUGCAAAGACACGGCCACAUCCCUUUCGACCAUAGAGACUUGCGAAUCCGCAUGUAUGACACGGACUCCCACUACCCUGCCUUCGUCUUUCACUCCGUGGACAACAGUCGCACCAGAGGAGAAGCGAGCACUGCAAGGCUCAAAAGGAAAGAACGUAAGGAGGAGAAGCUGGAGCAGAAGAGAGCCGCGAGGGCAAGCGCUUGGAAGAAACCGGUCUGA
Symbiodinium natans is the source of this 1443-nucleotide messenger RNA. The record is from the annotation of a GenBank genome assembly. NCBI's taxonomy places the organism in Eukaryota, Dinophyceae, Suessiales, Symbiodiniaceae.